Manihot esculenta (cassava) is the source of this 1172-nucleotide messenger RNA. Its product is annotated as protein TRACHEARY ELEMENT DIFFERENTIATION-RELATED 7A. Gene Ontology annotation, biological process: plant-type secondary cell wall biogenesis. The transcript has a single exon. The record is from RefSeq and is a predicted model, not a curated record. The coding region runs from base 47 to 979 and encodes 310 amino acids. Lineage: Eukaryota; Viridiplantae; Streptophyta; Magnoliopsida; Malpighiales; Euphorbiaceae.
CCAGCAUAACAGAAGCUGGCAACUUCCAUAUCUUUCUGGGACUGAAAUGGCUCCUAUUGAUAACUACGACUACCACUUCCCGUAUUUUCCUCUACCACCACCACACAAUCCCCCAUCUCCCCCAAAAGUGACGCCUCCUCAUCCUUCUCCAUCCCCUCCAAAUGUGCCCUCAUCCCACAAGCCCCCACCAUCUCCAAAAGUGUCGCCACCUCACAAUGUGCCCUCCUCUCCAAAAGUAUCUCCACCGCAUAAUCCCAUUGCGCCACCACCAUCGUUUCCAAAGCCAGGAACUCCACCCUAUCAUCCAUUCCAUCCACCACCAAGCCCUUCAGCAAAACCACCCAGCCACCCAAUCUCUCCCCCACCAUCUCUGACAGUGGCACCACCACAUAACACACCCACCCCUCAAGUAGCUCCACCACAUCACCCCAUCACUCCUCCACCACCAUUACCAAUUCCUGGAACACCUCCCAAUCAUCCACCUCUUCCACCAACUCCUGCAGCAAAACCACCCAGUCACCCAAUCUAUCCCCCACCACCACGGCAUCCUAUUCCUCCACCAUCACCUCCUCAUUUUGUUCCACCUCCACCUCCACCUCCAACACCAGCACCAGGACAUCAUUCAACUGUCAUAGUUAUUGUCUUUGUCUCACUUGGUGGUCUCUUCUUUCUUGCCUUUCUAUCCGUUGCCCUCUGCUGCUUCAUUAAGAAGAGAAAGAAGAGAAUAGUUCGGAAAACUGAAAUUGUAGAUUUUGAAGAGCACAUGAGAGUCCAGGAAGCCAUCGUACCUGGACCACAUGGAGAGCAAACCAAGGUACUCACCAUUGAAGAGGAUGUGCACAUUGUGGAGAAGAUUAAGAAAAACGAAAAAAUAAGUGAAGGUUCACACAUCAAAUCUUCACAUGAGCAUUCCCAGGAAACUGAUCUCCCAGCAUCCUCCUUUCAACCAUCUCAGAAUUAUCUUGAGCACAAAGUCUGAUUGAAGUGAAGAAAAAUGGAAAAAGAGGCAACAUGAUAAUAUUCUUUCAUUCAACAUCCCUACUGAGAUAUUACUUGAAAAAUUGUAUUCUUCAUUCCAAAAAUAUGUAUUGACAGAAUAACAAGUGAAGCUUGAGGAAUAAUAAUAUUCCUUAAUAUUGGAUAUCCAAACAAACCAUUGAAGGAAAUUAAAA